AUACGUAUGUCUAUUUAUAUUUCUAUUGGCAUAUUUAUCACCCACUAUUCUCGACGCCAUAAUGCCGUUAAAUGGAUCGCGCAAGCCGAUAUUCAAUAUUCCAUUCGCAAUGGAAAAAUAUAUUCAUUGGGAGAAGUUUGUUUAUGUGCUACAAUUAUACACAUCGUUGAUGGUCUUUUUCACCAUUUCCUCAAUAUUAGCUACAGAAGUGCUAGCCUUAGCGUGUAUGCAACACACAUGUGCAAUGUUUAUGAUCACCAGUUAUCGAAUCAAACGUGCUGUGAACAAAAAUCAAACAAAAUUAUCGUUAAGUCUUGCCAAAAACCCUAAUGACUAUAAAAGUAUCACAGAGGCCAUCGAUUGUCACCAAAGAGCUAUCGAAUUCAACAAUUUCUUCAGAUCUAUAUCCGGAAUAAUCUAUUUGAUUUUAAUUCCUCUGAUCAUUAUAUCGUUAAGCAUUAAUACAUAUUACUUUUGCCGAUACGUUUUGUCGAGUAAUAUCAGCGAUGGAAUCUUUUGCUUUUUUAUCCUUUUGGCGUACGUCCUCUAUAUGUUCUUCAACAACUUCAUCGGUCAGCAAAUAAUAGACUACAGCCAAUUCGUGUUUGAGACAAUAUGCAACACCCGAUGGUACGCGACUUCUAUAUAUACACAAAAAUGUCUUCUGCUGAUGAUGGAGAGAAGUAUGAAGGGUUCUAAUUUGAUAGUCGGUGGUCUCUUCGUGCCAUCUUUCGAAGGUUUUGCUACGGUAAAACAAGAAAGUAUUAUCCAUGGAGGAUAUGUAACAAAAUCCUUUUCUAUUUUGUUUAGAAGAGACACGUGUAAUGUUUCAGCUCAUCAGCACGUCGCUGUCAUAUUUUAUGGUGAUUUAUUCCACACAACAGUUAUAAUAGUGGAGUCGAGAGACAUGUGAUAACGAUGAAUACAAUCAACGAGUACUCUCGUAUUUUUACAAGAAGAGGCAUGCUAUGUUAAAUAGCAAGAAACUAACGUGUCUAAAAUUUUAGAAACACUUAUCUAAUUUUAAGUAUUUUAAGUAUAUUCACUUAAGCCUAAAUGUCAUACGCGCUAAUCUAUUUCUAAAUCCAAAUAAUCCAAAUAAUCCAAAUAAAUAGCUUAAAUUUAAACAUUCCGUAUGAUUCUACUCGU
Messenger RNA from Harpegnathos saltator (Jerdon's jumping ant), 1149 nucleotides. RefSeq lists its product as uncharacterized. The coding region runs from base 62 to 913 and encodes 283 amino acids. The record is from RefSeq and is a predicted model, not a curated record. Gene Ontology annotation, cellular component: plasma membrane. NCBI's taxonomy places the organism in Eukaryota, Metazoa, Arthropoda, Insecta, Hymenoptera, Formicidae. Gene Ontology annotation, molecular function: odorant binding; olfactory receptor activity. The transcript has 5 exons. Gene Ontology annotation, biological process: sensory perception of smell; detection of chemical stimulus involved in sensory perception of smell.